GGGGAGCAUCUGGUUUUGUAUUCCCAACCAACAGUAGCUGCAAUCUUUUUGGUCUCCCAAUUGUAAAAGAGAGUGGAAGAACAAUACAAGAUAAAGAAAAAGUUUCAAUCUUUUGCUUAAAAAUUUAAUCUUUAAUUUGUUUUCUUUGGUUCGUGCUCUCUGCUGCCUCCAUUACUAGUUUCUUGAUCUGGGGUUGUUUAAUUAAGCUUGAAAUUUAGUGGGUCUGGCUUUGAUUUUUGUUUAGGGCUGAUUGGCACUUUUUCAAGAUCCAUUUAAUUGUAUAAAAGGUUGAAAUUGAAGCAUGUGAAGGGAAGUUGUAAUGUUUAUAUAUUUAAUAAGAUGUGUUUUUUGUUGAUUUAAAUGUUGUGAAGUGGUUGGUUUUGUGAUUUGGGGGUGAGGUUAAAAGCUUUGUUUUAGUGGAGUAAUACCUGUAUUUUUGGAUUAUUGGGUAAGUUUGGUUGGUGUAUACCUAUCUGGCUACUGUGGAGAUCUGGGAAAUUUUUCAGCUUUUAUGCCCUAUGAAGAGGGCAUUUUUCCCUUCCGAAUCAUGUAAAGAUACACAUUUUAAUCCGGUUAUACCCCAAUCUUGGCUUCAAGUCGAAAGAGGGAAGCUUUCCAAAUUUUCAGCGCAGUCUCCUUCGUCUAUAGAAUCUUUUAUUAAGGUCCAAGAACCACAAAUUCUUCCAUUCUUUAAGCCUGUUGAUUAUGUAGAAGUUUUAGCUCAAAUUCAUGAAGAACUCGAGUCGUGUCCUCCACAUGAGAGGUCAAACCUGUAUCUACUUCAGUUUCAGGUAUUUAAGGGGCUUGGUGAAGUCAAACUGAUGAGGCGAAGUCUCCGAUCAGCUUGGGUUAAGUCAAGCACUGUGCAUGAGAAACUUGUGUUUGGGGCAUGGUUAAAAUAUGAGAAGCAAGGAGAAGAACUUAUUUCAGACUUGCUUUCCUCAUGUGGCAAGUGUGUAAAAGAGUUUGGAAUGAUGGACAUUGCUUCUGAACUUCCUAGUGAUAAAAAAUCAUAUAAUAUAAAAGACAGCAAGGCAAAUGAGAAACAUGUCCCAAGAAAUGUCUCUUUUCGGAUUGGUAACGAGACUAUACAGUGUGACAGGCAGAAAAUUGCUAGGCUUUCAGCCCCGUUUCGUGCCAUGCUAACUGGGUGUUUUGCUGAAUCACAUCAUGAAGACAUAGAUUUUUCUGAAAACAGUGUUUCUGCUGCUGGAAUGAGAGUGAUCAGUGCCUUCAGCCAAACUGGAUGUUUGGAUGAGGUCCACCCAGAUCUUCUGUUAGAAAUAUUGAUAUUUGCCAACAAAUUUUGCUGCGAAAAGCUUAAGGAUGCUUGUGACAGGGAACUUGCUUGUCUGGUUUCCUCUAGGCAAGAUGCUAUGCAACUCAUGGAAUAUGCUCUUGAAGAAAACUCCCCUGUUCUUGCUGCAUCAUGUUUGCAAGUUUUCUUACACGAUCUUCCUGACUCUUUAAAUGACAACCGCAUGGUUGAAUUUUUAACACAUGCUAAUAGGCAACAUAAGUUAAUCAUGGCUGGUUCAGCUUCAUUUUCACUCUACUGUUUCUUAGGCGAAGUGGCCAUGAAUGUGGAUCCUACCUCAGAUGUAGCAGCCCUUUUAUUAGAACAACUAUUAGAUUCUGCUGAGAAUCACAGACAGAGAGUGGUAGCAUAUCAUCGGUUGGGAUGUGUAAAACUUCUGAGAAAAGAGUACGAUGAAGCUGAACGGCUAUUUCAGGCUGCUUAUGAUGAAGGACAUAUAUAUUCUGUUGUUGGGUUGGCCAGACUGGCCAACAUCAGGGGCAAAAAAAAUUGUUCUUUUGAGAAACUGACCGGCAUUAUUUCUUCUUGUACACCACUUGGAUGGAUGUUCCAGGAACGUUCACUGUACACCGAAGGUGAUGAUAGGUGGCAAGAUCUUGAAAAAGCCACUGAAUUGGACCCCACACUCAAUUUCCCUUACAUGUAUCGAGCCGCAUCCUUAAUGAGGAAAGAAAACGUUCAGUCUGCUCUUGCAGAAAUUAAUCGGAUACUCGGUUUCAAGUUGGCAUUAGAGUGUUUGGAGCUCCGGUUUUGCUUCUACCUAGCCCUUGAGGACUAUAAAUCAGCCAUUUGUGAUGUCCAAGCAAUUCUUACACUUAACCCAAAUUAUAGGAUGUUUGAAGGACGUGUUGCUGCAUCCCAGCUUCGCACCCUUGUACGUGAACAUGUUCCUAACUGGACAACUGCAGAUUGUUGGCUGCAAUUAUAUGAUCGAUGGUCUUCAGUUGAUGAUAUUGGAUCCCUCUCUGUAAUAUACCAGAUGCUUGAAUCUGAUGCUGCUAAAGGUGUUCUAUACUUCAGACAGUCUUUGCUUCUCCUUAGAUUAAGCUGUCCUGAAGCAGCCAUGCGAAGUUUGCAGUUGGCUCGCCAGCAUGCAUCAAGUGAACAUGAACGUUUAGUUUACGAGGGAUGGAUAUUAUAUGAUACAGGUCAUUGUGAUGAAGGACUGCGAAAAGCUGAAGAGUCUAUAGCCCUCAAGAGAUCUUUUGAAGCCUUCUUUCUGAAGGCCUAUGCAUUAGCUGACUCUAGUCCAGAUCCGUCUUGUUCUUCUGCCGUUGUCUCUCUUCUUCAAGAUGCCUUAAAGUGUCCCUCAGAUAGGCUACGAAAAGGACAGGCCUUGAACAAUCUGGGCAGUGUUUAUGUUGAUAGCGGAAAGUUAGACUUAGCAGCUGAUUGCUACAUCAAUGCCUUGAAAAUUCGUCACACUCGAGCACACCAAGGCUUAGCUCGUGUUCAUUUCCUUAGAAAUGACAAGGCCGCUGCAUAUGAGGAAAUGACCAAACUGAUUGAAAAGGCCCGGAAUAAUGCAUCUGCUUAUGAAAAGAGAUCAGAGUACUGCGAACGAGACGAGACAAAGGCAGAUCUAGAGAUGGUCACCUUUUUAGAUCCACUUCGAGUAUAUCCGUACAGAUAUCGAGCUGCAGUUUUAAUGGACAACCAGAACGAGAAAGAAGCCAUAGCCGAACUAACGAGGGCUAUUGCAUUCAAAGCAGACCUUCACCUUCUACAUCUACGCGCAGCUUUUCAUGAGCACAUUGGUGAUGUUCUUGGCGCCUUACGAGACUGUCGAGCUGCUCUCUCAGUUGACCCAAAUCAUCAAGAGAUGCUGGAACUGCAUAGCCGAGUAAACAGCCAAGAGCCAUGAACCAAACACAAAUAGAAGAAAUGGUCUAUAGAAUUGGAAGGUGGGGGAGUGAAAAUUUAUCUAUUUUGAAAUGUUGUCACUGGUCUAUGAUUCUAGUGAAAUACAUGUCUUGUUUUCCUCUUUUUACUUCUAAAGUCUUGUAACUGUCUUUACCCAUUUUGGCACAUACAGAUUAGUCAAAAUUGAAAUCGGUGUUGGCUUCUUAUUAUAUUAUUUUCAA
Daucus carota subsp. sativus is the source of this 3402-nucleotide messenger RNA. RefSeq names its product ETO1-like protein 1. Gene Ontology annotation, biological process: negative regulation of ethylene-activated signaling pathway. Gene Ontology annotation, molecular function: protein binding. The record is from RefSeq and is a predicted model, not a curated record. NCBI's taxonomy places the organism in Eukaryota, Viridiplantae, Streptophyta, Magnoliopsida, Apiales, Apiaceae. The coding region runs from base 519 to 3182 and encodes 887 amino acids. The transcript is spliced from 6 exons.